AUGCAUAUCUCCACCCUUGUCCUCCUUGGUGCUACCACCAUCCAGGCCAGUGUUCUCGUCGAGCGCGCUGUUGAGAAUGGUCCUUGCACUGGCGCCGGCGGUGCACCCGGCGUAUGCAUCCCCACUGCCAAAUGUACUGUUGAUGGCGGAAACUACAUCAGCAACGCUUGUCCGGGCCUCCCCAACGAUAUUAAGUGCUGUACGAAAGCCUCCUGCGGCUCAGGCGGUAACUGCCGCUUCUCGUCGACUUGCAGUGGAACGAGCUUGAGUGGGCUAUGUCCCGGCCCGGCCGACUUCAAGUGUUGUGUGCCCAGCUCUGGUGGCACUAGCGGUCCUUACCCACCCCCUGCCAUCCCCUCGGUGGGUGCUUGCAAGGCAGCGUCCGUUUCGGGUGCCCAGAAGGUUGUUGCUGGCAACCCAGGCAAGGUUCGACAGAUCUAUUGCACAAGGGAUUGCUCGUGCCCUGGAUCGAGUGACCACUGCUGUGGGCUGGCUAUUGAUUUCAUGUGUUCAUCGGCUGGUGGUGUCCGGACCGAUAUUGGAGGACCUAUCGCCGAAUGGGUCAUGAAUAACCGUGCUUCUCUGGGACUCAAGUACGUUAUCUGGGGACAAAAGAUCUGGAAUCCUUCGCAAGACUCGGUCAAGCCAUGGUCGCAAUGGCGCGGCAUGGACGAUAGGGGCUCCAUCACUGCAAACCACUGGGACCAUGUCCAUGUGAGCUUCAACGGUUAG
This is a messenger RNA of Endocarpon pusillum Z07020, 732 nucleotides long. RefSeq lists its product as uncharacterized. NCBI's taxonomy places the organism in Eukaryota, Fungi, Ascomycota, Eurotiomycetes, Verrucariales, Verrucariaceae. Bases 1 to 732 code for a protein of 243 amino acids. The transcript has 2 exons. The record is from RefSeq and is a predicted model, not a curated record.